AUGAUAUUCCUGGAAUUCCAUAAUUCGGCUGUGGAAGACUUGCUUCUUACCCGUUUCAGUAAUGCCAAAGCCGGCUUCAAAUUCGAAAAAAUUGACUAUACCGUUGCUGACUUCGACCGCGUUCUCUAUCGGAUUCACAACCCCGAGGGCGAUAAAUCCAAACUUUUGGUCAGUCUUUUAGUCAACUUUUUCGACGAAUUGAAAGAAUACGAUGUCGAAGGCCUCCUGAGGCGAGAAUACGGUGCUUACAUAUUAGACGAACCAUAUCCCGGUUACUCAGUUACUCUCUGUUUCGACUUACAAAAUGUCCCGGAGGACUGCGAGGUCGUUGCCCGCCAUGUUGCUAUGCUGAAACGGAACUGUUUUGCCGCUGUGUUUGAACCCUUCUUCCUCCUUCAAGCACUAGCGGAUGAACCCAUUAUCUCCAAACGAGCUGUUAUUCACUACAGUCCAGAUGAAGCUAUGUACGUUCAAGCCCUUGAGGACCGCAUCACCGUUAUCUUCAGUACCGUUUUUAAGGAUGCUGAUGACGUUGUCAUUGGCAAAAUCUUUAUGCAGGAGUUAACUGAGGUUCGGCGGCGUUAUGAUAGGGCGCCACAAGUUCUCUACUCACAUCGGGAACCUCCAGCUGAGCUGCGAGACACGGAUGCAGUAGGUGGUGAUAACAGAGCCUAUAUUACCUUUGUUCUUUUCCCCCGCCACCUUGCACCCCACUCCGCCGACAGGAGCAUCAACCUGAUCCACACCGUUCGCAAUUACCUUCAUUAUCAUAUAAAAUGCGCCAAGGGCUAUUUGCAGUUGCGAAUGCGUGCAAAAACCUCGGAGUUCAUUAAAAUUCUCAAUCGCGCUGUUCCUCAUCAACAACAGCAGCAGCAACAGCAACAACUCAACAAUGGUGAGGAGAGUGCUGAACCUGCCGUUUUUGUCCACGCGUUGGGUCUGGAGUCCUCUAGGAGCCAGAUCCACAGGCAACCGGCAAAUAGAAGGGGAUUAGCAAGUGGAAAUGCAUUCAGUUCCGAGAAUAUGUUAAUGCCCUCGACUCUGAGUCAGAGUGAUUUCGCGUGUCUACAGAAGUUUGAGGACAGUGAGGAUGAGAGGGAGGAGGAGGAAGAUGGAGUUUUAAGUGCGCCUCUGUGCGAAUGCCUACCAACUCAGGAGAACAUUCUGGUAGCUUUCGAUAUUGAGAACACUUGUUGUGGCUUCCCCGUUGACCCCAUGUGA
Echinococcus granulosus is the source of this 1221-nucleotide messenger RNA. Its product is annotated as Actin-related protein 2/3 complex subunit 2. The record is from RefSeq and is a predicted model, not a curated record. The transcript is spliced from 7 exons. The coding region runs from base 1 to 1221 and encodes 406 amino acids. NCBI's taxonomy places the organism in Eukaryota, Metazoa, Platyhelminthes, Cestoda, Cyclophyllidea, Taeniidae. Gene Ontology annotation, molecular function: structural constituent of cytoskeleton; actin filament binding. Gene Ontology annotation, biological process: Arp2/3 complex-mediated actin nucleation; actin filament polymerization. Gene Ontology annotation, cellular component: actin cytoskeleton; Arp2/3 protein complex.